Peronospora belbahrii is the source of this 1509-nucleotide messenger RNA. NCBI's taxonomy places the organism in Eukaryota, Oomycota, Peronosporomycetes, Peronosporales, Peronosporaceae. The record is from the annotation of a GenBank genome assembly.
AUGCCGACACGAUAUGAACAAGAGCAAGACCAAUGUAUACAGGAUAUGGCGUCGAUUCUAAAGCUAGCAGAGGAUUCCAAGUUUCUUCUAUGUGAGCUUAGCUCAUUGCUUAAUCAACACUAUCGGAAACGUGCUCCACCUCACCGAAUACAACGAGUAUUGCAACGUAAGAACGAGACCAUCAGUCGUUUAGGCAACUUUAUUAUCCAACAACAGGAAAGAUUACGUGAACAAUUGGAUCAAGAAUGUGAUGAAACUCAGGAAGUUAUUAUUGAAAGACUGGAGCAACAAUUGCACGAUCAAAGUGCUGCAUUUGAAGAAGAACGAACGCGAUUACAGCAGCAAGCGACAGCUACUUGGACUGCACAGGCGGAUCUGGAGUCAUCACUGGAUCGAGUAUUGCCACAGCUGAGAGAAUUGCUAGAAGCUUAUGAUAAAGAUCAAAGAAGAUACGUUGAUACUACUCCAACAGGAACAAGACGGAAUCUCACGGUACCAAACCAAUGUUUUGAUGAAGAAUUAAGUCGACGGUUGGAAGAGCUUGAGAUUGAAUUUGAUGAAGAACGAACCUAUCUUAUCGAACAAGUGAGUGAAGCAGCCAAGACGGAACGAGAUAUAAGCAAAAUGAAUCUGAUCAAGAGAGAAGCAGCGCUCACGUGCCCCAUUUCAUUGGAUUUGUUCGAGGACCCGGUCCUGACGACAUGUUGUGGCAAAACUUUCUCAUCGGAAGCAUUAACACGAGCACUGAGACAGGAUCAUCGAUGUCCCGUUUGUCGCGAGUAUAGAAUUACAACUCGUGCUAAUCGUGACAUGGCAAACUUGGUGGAACUCCACCGUACGGAGCGCUCGGUGUUGGGCUUGCCAGUAACGACUGGAACCAGCUCAGUGUCUGUCAUUCGGGGAAGUUUAGUGGUUGAAAAUGAAUCUGAUAGUGACCAAGAAUUUGUGAACGCAGCAGCAAGCGAGACUGAACACCAUGCUCAAGGAAAUGAAAGCGUUCAAGCUAGGGCGGAUGUUUCUCAUUUGCAAACUUCAAGCAUGAAUACCAACUCAGGCGCUAGCAUGACGCGAAGUUCAGCGCCAUUACAGACUGGUGUCGUUGUGAGAGGUCGAGGCAGAGGAGGACGGAACACCAGCUCGCGUCGUCAUCGUAGCUCACGCUCAAGUAGUUCGCCGACACCGACAGCUUCAUCUCAAGCAGCUCACGAGGGAAUUUCGAGAUAUAGCUCCGCGUCAAGCUUUAUAGCUAGCACAACGGUACCAAGUAUUGCGCAAACUUCCACGAUACAAAGAGCGAGCAAUGCUCUGGCUCGACCUGCAGGUGUUGGUAAUUUGGCUCAAGUGUUGAGACAAAGUUCACCUGGUUUAGUAAGUUUUUCGCAAAGGGAAAGAGUGAUCGCAAGUGAACCAAACGACCGCCUACGUUAUGCACGUGCAGCGAUGGACGCUGAGCUAAAUUUUCACCCGUACGCAAACAUCGGAUACUAUGACUCGGACUCAGACUACUAG